Messenger RNA from Eleginops maclovinus (Patagonian blennie), 1881 nucleotides. RefSeq names its product progestin and adipoQ receptor family member Vb (gene paqr5b). The transcript is spliced from 7 exons. Gene Ontology annotation, molecular function: signaling receptor activity. The coding region runs from base 121 to 1158 and encodes 345 amino acids. The record is from RefSeq and is a predicted model, not a curated record. Gene Ontology annotation, cellular component: membrane. Lineage: Eukaryota; Metazoa; Chordata; Actinopteri; Perciformes; Eleginopidae.
AUUCUCGCUGGGUUUGAAAAGGGAGGGCAGCAUGGCAACACACACCUUUAAAGACGGAGACAAGCGCCUACACUGGCCUCACUACUGCUCUCCUCUCUGACAGCAACAGCAGCAAUAAUCAUGCUCAGCCUCAUCAAAUUACCGCGAGUCUUCACCAUCAAUCAAGUGCCCAAACUUUUCCAUGAGGACGGCAUCAUCUCUGGAUACCGACAUCCCCACAGCUCAGCCACUGACUGCAUCUUGAGCCUCUUCCAGCUGACCAAUGAGACGCUCAACAUCUGGACACACUUCCUUCCCACCUGGUAUUUCCUAUGGAAAACAGGGACUGUGGUGCUGAUGCACACAGCAUGGCAGGACUCCUUCACCUGGCCUCUGGUCGUCUUCCUGCUCUCCUGCUGCAUUUAUCCGCUGGCGUCAAGCUGUGCUCACACCUUCAGCAGCAUGUCGGAGCGGGCAUACCACAUCUGUUUCUUCUUCGAUUACGGUGCCCUCAGUUUCUACAGUCUGGGGUCUGCAAUCAGCUACUCAGCUUAUGUUUUCCCGGACAAGUGGGUGAACAGCUUCUUCCACCAGUGGUACGUCCCCAUGGCUAUGCUCAACACUGUGGUGUGCACGGGCCUGGCCUGCUACUCCAGAUUUACUGUGUCCCAGAGUCCGAAGUUCAGCAAAUACCUCCGAGUUGUUGCCUUCUCCUACCCCUACCUGUUUGACAACAUUCCUCUGUUCUACAGGGUGUUUCUGUGUGUAGGAGAGGGCUGUACAGACAAUGAUACAAACAUCCUCCACUGCAACCACAUCGCCUUGGCUUUCCUCACAGGCUUUCUGUUCGCCACACAUUUACCUGAGCGCCUGGCACCUGGCAGCUUUGACUACAUAGGUCACAGCCAUCAACUCUUUCAUGUGUGCGGUAUCCUCGGCACACACUUCCAGAUGAAGGCCAUUGAACAGGACAUGAUGACAAGGCACCCCUGGCUCCUUGAAAACUCCAUACCCAUCACCUUUUACAACUCAGUGUGUGCAGGGCUGCUUUGUCUGGUGGUGAAUCUGACUAUCAUUAUCCUCUUCAGUCUACCUCUCCUCACUCCUCCAGUCUCUAAAGAAAAGCAAUAUUAUACUGGUCCAAAGAAGAACUCAGCUAAGCGUUGCCUCUACUGGUGAACCUCUAAGCUGUUAAGGAUUGCCCGUGCGUCACGGCACAUCCAGGCAUGUCAAAAAGAGUGCAUUGUGGGGAUAUCAAAACAUUUUAAAGAGCAUUUCUGAGCAAAGAGGAGCUGAUCUGCAUUAAAGUUCCAGUGGUGUUGGUGCUAAAGAGAUCACUGUGAUGACUGCAUGUGUCAGUAAUCUUAAAGUGAGACCAUCACUUGCACAAACUGGAAAUGAACUGUUACAAAAUACAAAUGUAGCAUGUUAGCUACAUUAUGAGGCACUGCUGUAUUUGUUCAUAAGCUAUUUGAUGCUCAAUACUCUGAUUUCCACUCAUGUGGAGUUUGAAGUGACGGCCAGGUGCAAGGAACACAAUCUAUGUAGAAUAAAAAAUGGUAACAUCACUGUCAAUUUUAAAUUGCAGUGUGGUAUUGAAGUGCUUGUGAAUACAUGUAUUUGAUAGUAUGCACAUCACUCGCAUACAACAUGAACAGAAAUAAGAGACAGUUUUGACAAGGGAAGAGAAUGGCUACAAAGAUGCAACAAAAUGAAGUUAGAUUUAAAUGACUGUAAUACAUGAUAUGUAGCUAAUACAGAGUAAAUUCAGAGUAGUUUAUUUCCCUCACAUGAUUGCUGUUUCUGUCCCGGUAGAAUUUUGAGACGUGCCACAUUGUGCCUUAAUGAUGCAAAACUGAAAAGUAUUUAUGUGCAAUAUUAUUUAUUAUUAUUUUUCAAAUA